Messenger RNA from Linnemannia hyalina, 1974 nucleotides. NCBI's taxonomy places the organism in Eukaryota, Fungi, Mortierellomycota, Mortierellomycetes, Mortierellales, Mortierellaceae. The record is from the annotation of a GenBank genome assembly.
AUGCGUCACUCCAACUUCAUUGAAAAAGUAGCCCUCUAUGUUCACGGCGGGAAACCCAACACAAAUGCGAACAGUUCCGACCAAACCUUCUACCUAGACCUCUCCCGACCUUGGUCAACCUCCUCCCCUGUCUUCAUCUCCAUCGCCAGCAAGUUUCCUUCCCAGGGGACUACCAGCACACUUAUCAACAAUAACUCGGAAUGGCUCAUGAUCUUUAACAGGACUGUGUACACGUACACGUUCAGGAACGCCCAGUGGAGUGAACCGACAGUUGACCCGAAUCUGAAUUUGAACCCGAAUAUGCCCAUGGUCUUUGACCCAACCCAGAAGCAGGUCUAUAUCAUUAAUGGGUAUGUCAACGUCAAGGGUGGUGGAGUCCUUGGUACUAUGCAGUACGACCCUUCGGUGCCGACGGUCAUGAAACCAAUGCGCGAGUCCACGCGCCUGCUGCUCGAUGGCGGAUAUGCCGCAGUCUGGAGUACGGCUUUGAACAUUGUCGUUGCCUAUGGAGGGUUCGUCCGGUCCACCCCACCAACUUACUCGGAGACGCUGUAUGAGUUCAACCCACAGAACCCGAAAUUCCUCAGCAUGGGCGGGACCAACUCCCCGGCGGCGCGGUAUGGACAUUGUAUGGUCGAGGCCUACAAUGGGUCACAGAUCAUUUUGUUUGGAGGAGUCGACCAGAACUAUGCACCGUUGUCGGACCUGCAUAUCCUGGACGUUGCGACCUUGACCUGGACUCGACAGGAAGUGGCCAGUCCACCACUUGGUCGAGCCUACCCCUGCUGUGCGGUGACGGAUGAUAUGUUUGUGGCAUGGAGUGGAGCGCAGUGGGACAAGGAUGUUGAGGAGUUCAAGGUUAUUGACAAGGAGAUCACCAUCGUCUUUAACCUGAAGACGAAGCAGUGGCAGUCGACCUUCUCACCUGACCCUGUAGUCCUCCCCUCGGCGACAUCGGAUCAUGGAAACACAACAACAGCAGCCGCAACAGGACACGCCGCAGCAUCGGCGACCACGACUCCUGCGGAGCAUGAAGUAUCAAUUGAGGCGGUUGUUGGAGGAGUAGUUGCAGGACUUGCGGUGGCACUAGUCGUUGCUGCAGUAUUGCUUUAUGUCUGUCGGAUGAGAGCCAAGAAGAAAGGUUGGACAUGGAAGCUAUUGUCGGGAAAGGACGACUCGCUACCGCCAUUGGACCAGAAAAAUUCGACCAAUGCAGCAGUCGCCCCAGUAGUCGCCCCAGCAGGAAGCAGCGUAGCAGAAGAUGCGGCACUGAACAGACACAGUCAUGGUGGAGGCGACAACGAUGGUGACGACAACAACGACGACCACCACAGUCUUCACGGCGCCGGGACUAGGAGCGAAAUGACAAGUCUUAAGAGCGAAGCCCUUUCUAGAUAUGGAUUAAGGAUCGGAAAUCACAAUUUUGUCAAACUCGAAUCGGCCAACUCGUCUGAGAUGGGACCUAUCUUCCAAAUGAUCCAAAUCCACAACCCAGCCGAAAUUCUUUCAUCCCCCUCAUUGCCCAUUUCCCAAGAAAAGCAACAGCAACAACAGGAAGAGCCGCCCAUGAGCCCCUCGACGAUCUGUCUGAUACCCUACUCUCCAAUCACCUCGCCUAUCACACCCCACAGCAACGCCCCACCAAACACUAGCAUCAUGUCGGUCGCAGCGGCGUUCGCAACCUCAUCUUCAACAGCACGUCCACAAGUCCCGAGCACACAAACAAGCGUGGAAGUCUCGACAGGGUCAGUCGGAGAAGUCCCGGUGGUGUCAAGUGAAUUGGACGAGCAAUGGACUGCAGCAGCGGUUGCAUUAGCCAAGGAGGGCGAGACGAGGGUGGAAAAAGGCGAGAGGAGGAAUCCACAAGUUCUUACCAAGAAGGCCGAUUUUAUUGAUACAUUAGACCUGACCGAAUACGAGAAGUUGGUCAUCCCCGCCAGAAACCCUCAUGUCCUUGUUGACGUUGAAGAAUAA